AUGGUAUUUAAAAACGAGCCCAAAUUAAUGGAGAACAUACAAUUAUUGAAAACAAUCGGAUUAUACCAAAUAUUGAAUUCACGCAGUCCAAGAGCGUUUGGUUGCAAUAUUUUUAAAUGUAUAGCUAUAAUCGAAGCAUGCAUUCUCAUUGCAGCAGUAUUUGCGUUCAUUUUAAACGCAUUCUACUUUCUGAGCGAUAUAAAUGAGGCAACGAGAUAUAUCACAUUGUGUUUGGUAGCUUCAAUUCCAACUUUUAAACUCUGUUAUAUAAUUGGCUACUCAGAUAUCAUAUGGAAUUGUUUACAUAUAACUUCCGUCGAAUAUUUAUCCUACGAGUAUCACAGCAUAUGUAUACUUGAAGUGGGUCGAAAGAAAUUGAAACAUUUUUUAAUACUUUUUAUAGUUUUGUGGACUGCAGUUUUCUUAGCUUGGAUGUUGACACCGUUCAUUGUACAGAACUCUUAUUUAAGAGUAGAGGCGGGAAAUGUGAUUUACCAUUACCGUACAAACAUACUGAAUUUAGUUUAUCCAGCGACCGAUAAAUUCUACAAUGGCAAUUUUAUAAUAUUUUACAAUAUCGAACUUACAGUAUCCAUUGUUUGGGCUCAUUCUACUAUUAUAUUCGAUAUACUUCUAAUAUCUAUGUGCAUUACAAUCGAGUGUUAUUUAAAAACUAUUGCUAAUGCAUUUAGUACACUUGGAAACGUAGAUAAAAAAUGUUUGAUCAGAUUCGAUGAAACAAAAAUAAUAAAUGAUUUCAAGAUUAUAAUUCAGGAUCAACAAAAAGUAAUUGAAAACAUGAAUAAUAUCUAUAAGGUAAUUCGACCAGUUAUACUUCUUCAAAUAGCUGCUGAAUCAUCAAUUAUUAUAUUACUAUCCAGCAUAACAAUAAUGAAUUAUUUUAAUGGUUUUUCGUUAGCAUCUCCAUCGAACUUCAGAUUUAUAACAUCAAUAUUAAUAUAUAUAUUACAUAUAUAUUUUAUCUGCUACUUACUGAAUGACGUUAAUGAACAAAAAGAUUCGAUGAAUUUUGCAUUAUAUAGUGGUGAUUGGUCAGGCAAGAGCUUAAAAUAUAAAAAAAUGAUCCUGUAUGCUAUGCAAAUGAACAGUACCGACAAACUGAAACUGCAAGUAACGAUGACAAAAAUAGUGAAUUUGGAACUGUUUACAAGCGUUAUGCGGACAACGUAUACAGUUAUAUCGGUGUUGUUAGAACAACGUGCAAAAAAAACAUAA
Messenger RNA from Metopolophium dirhodum (rose-grain aphid), 1236 nucleotides. RefSeq lists its product as uncharacterized. The record is from RefSeq and is a predicted model, not a curated record. The transcript is spliced from 6 exons. Gene Ontology annotation, biological process: detection of chemical stimulus involved in sensory perception of smell; sensory perception of smell. NCBI's taxonomy places the organism in Eukaryota, Metazoa, Arthropoda, Insecta, Hemiptera, Aphididae. Gene Ontology annotation, molecular function: olfactory receptor activity; odorant binding. Bases 1 to 1236 code for a protein of 411 amino acids. Gene Ontology annotation, cellular component: plasma membrane.